Hemicordylus capensis (graceful crag lizard) is the source of this 2551-nucleotide messenger RNA. RefSeq names its product ubiquitin domain containing 1 (gene UBTD1). The record is from RefSeq and is a predicted model, not a curated record. Gene Ontology annotation, molecular function: protein binding. The transcript has 3 exons. NCBI's taxonomy places the organism in Eukaryota, Metazoa, Chordata, Lepidosauria, Squamata, Cordylidae. The coding region runs from base 1184 to 1744 and encodes 186 amino acids.
GCAAACUUGCGUCGCCUUGUCAUAGGCUUGCGGCUUGAGACAAGCAAAAAUGCUGUAGUGGGUCCUAAAGCGGGGAAGUCCAAGAGCGGCAAUGAGGAGGCCUGCCGGGGCAGGCCUUUAGACCAGGAUAGAAGAAAGCCAAGUGUUUCUCCAACGAGUUGAGGGCAACUUUGGUCGGGUCCGAUUUACUGGCAGUGAAUGAAACAAGCACACAUUUGGUUUCACGACACACAGUCCUUCUUUCCGCCGAAAUAGAUGUUGUUGAAUUAUGGUCAGGCCAGAGUUUAAAACACCCCAAGGCGUGGUAUUAUGAGAGGUAAACGGACGCUCCCGGAACUCGGCUGUGUGUGGUGUAAGCCAAUUUGGAUUUAAAAUGCCACUCGCAGGCAUAUAAAGAAUUCAGCUUACAGACAGUUGUAUUUUGUUUUAUAUUAAUUAUGAUGUCAUUCAAAUCAUAAUUUGUUUGGAGGUAAACUUUGUUUUUCAGUUACUCACUUUGCAGAGGAUACAACUGACAACACUGGACAACUUCAAAUUACUGUUUUGAGCGAGAAUUUGAGCAAACACACACGAGGCGGCCCGUCCCAUAUGAUCGGAAAUAUUGUCUUCGUGCAGUCGAAGCCUAAAUUAGGGCAGUGGUUCUCAGACCAUGAUGUCCCCCUUCACCAGGAGUUGAAAGACACUUGGAAGAAGGUGUAAAACUGCAGGGCCGGAGAGGAACCCAUAGCAGACAGAUCCAGAAACAUUUUUCUCCUAGAAGCUAGGAUUUAGCAUGGGGAUUUAGGAUUUAGCCACGCAAACUGCUGUAUGGCAAGCAGAGAGAAACAGGGAACGCGGGAGUUUUGGUACACUUGAGUUCCUCCUCAUUCCAGCUCCUUCCAGCUUAAUGGAAAAGGAAGGUUUUGAUGACGGAUUUGAGGGAAGAAAGAAAGGGGACACCAAUUACGUGUUUUGGAUAGGAGCGAGAGAGUUCCACGCUUAAGCAAGGAGGGAGGCGCACUGGGGCUGCCACUGUCAGAUGACUGCACCCGAAUGCCGAGAACUCCCAUACUAAACAACUGGUCCUUUACGCGUGUAGGUAAAAGGUAAAGUCGGUCAGUGUCGGCUCCUGGCGACCACAGAGCUUGUAGGUCGUAAUGAGCCUCUAAAGAAGGAGCGCCCCAAGUGGAAGAGUGAUUACCCCAUGACAGAUGGGCAGCUGCGCAGCAAGCGCGAUGAGUUCUGGGACACAGCACCUGCCUUCGAGGGCCGCAAGGAGAUCUGGGAUGCACUCAAAGCGGCUGCUUAUGCUGUGGAGGCCAGUGACCAUGGGCUAGCACAGGCCAUUAUUGAUGGUGCUGGCGUGACCUUGCCUCAUGGCUCGCUCACCGAGUGCUACGAUGAACUGGGUAACCGAUACCAACUCCCUGUCUACUGCCUGGCGCCGCCUGUCAACUUGAUUAUGGAGCGGAGUGAGGAGGAAGGUGUGGAACCGCCUGAGCCAGCACCCAACACCCGGCGUGAGUUCCCACUCAAAGUGCGCCUCUCCACUGGCAAGGACCUGCGCCUGAGCGCGAGCAUGACUGACACAAUUGGGCAACUUAAGAAGCAGCUUUAUGCCCAGGAAGGACUGGAGCCUGCCUGGCAGCGUUGGUUUUUCUCAGGCAAGCUCCUGACAGACAGGACCCGCCUGCAGGAGACCAAGAUCCAGAAGGACUUUGUCAUCCAGGUCAUCAUCAAUCAGCCUCCUGCACCAAGGAACUGAGUUGGAGGCAGUUGGGCCUGGGGCCUGGUCUGUGACCAGGGACUGAGCUGGAGCCCAGGAGGGCAGGAGGCUGUUCUUCUAGCUGGGGCAAGCAGAUAGUGCUCUCUCAGAACCAGGGCUGGAGGAUCCCACCGUGUCCCCUGGGAAACUGCACAUGCUUCCUUGCUGCAGUGCCCAGAGAAGAUGUAUCAAGCCAGGCCACUGCACAGGUUGGCAGUGUCCAAAGUGGUUUCUCCCCAUGGUUUGCCUCUCAUGGUCCUUCGGGCCCAUUUUUUUUUUACCUCCAGGACCCACAAGGAUUGGACCUUCCCCACCUCUCCCCCCCUCCCAACCCCGCAUAUCCAGGCUCCGGGCUCGUCUGGCUCCAAAACACGUGCUUUCCUCCGCUUCCCCUUAGCUGCAGCCUAGGUGGAGCUGCCUGCAGUGGGCUCUCAAGCCUAUAUGAUGGAUUGUGGGUGAAGUCCCCUUCAGGGAGUGAGCACAGAGCUUGCCAUUUGGGCACCAAGAAUGCUACCAUGGGAUGCUAGAGACCAAAGCGUCCCUCACAGGAGGGGCCAUGCUGGGCCUAGGGCCAGAAAAGCCUUGUCAAACAUCUUGCCAUUUCUAGGCCAGUGAAUGAGGCCCCAGUGAUCCUGAGGAUGGGCCUAUUUGCACAAUCGCCUGAGAUGAGUCCGUGAGACAGAUGCUCAUCCUGGAUAUAUGGACAGCCCCUCAUCCAGACAGGGUAUAAUGUGAGGGAAAUGGAGGGUGGUUCCUUUUAUGUAUAGGUAUCAGUAUAAUUUAUCAAUAAAGCCUUUUCCAACUAGU